AUGCCAGGUGAGCAAGUGGAUGCAAGUCAAUCUGAAACCUGGGCAAGGGUAUGGGAUGAGCUUCGAUCCCAGCAGUCACUGGCCUCCGUCAUCAAUGACCCCCUUCGUGGCAGCCGCCUUUUGCGUGGACAGUGGGAGGGGCUUGGGGAGUUCGUCGAGACUGUUCGGGAGAGCGUUGGCGAGUUGAACGAUCAGCGCGAUGAUGGCGCAAUUGAUCCCGCUACGGUCGCGCGCAUCGAUGAGCUCAUCGGUCAGGUCCCCGAGGUCGCUGAGUUCAC
Molecule: messenger RNA, 278 nt
Organism: Symbiodinium sp. CCMP2456
Lineage: Eukaryota; Dinophyceae; Suessiales; Symbiodiniaceae
Source: the annotation of a GenBank genome assembly